Molecule: messenger RNA, 891 nt
Organism: Thlaspi arvense
Lineage: Eukaryota; Viridiplantae; Streptophyta; Magnoliopsida; Brassicales; Brassicaceae
Source: the annotation of a GenBank genome assembly
AUGGCAGAGGAAACAAGAAGGUAUGCUGUAGUUACUGGAGCAAACAAAGGGAUUGGGUUGGAGAUAUGCAGGCAAUUAGCAAGCAAUGGGAUCAUUGUUGUUUUGACCUCUAGAGAUGAGCAAAGGGGACUUGAAGCUGUUGAGACACUGAAGAAAGAGCUUGGAGUUUCUGACCAAAGCCUUAUCUUUCAUCAGCUUGAUGUCUCUGAUCCUGCUAGCAUCACAUCUCUUGCUGAGUUUGUGAAAAACCAAUUUGGGAAACUCGAUAUCUUGGUCAAUAAUGCAGGGGUUGGUGGUAUAAUCACUGAUGUUGAUGCUCUAAGAUCUGGGACAGGGAAAGAAGGUUUCAAGUGGGAGGAAAUCAUCACGGAGACUUAUGAACUGGCCGAGGAAUGCAUCAAGAUUAACUAUUACGGACCAAAGAGGAUGUGCGAGGCAUUCAUUCCCCUUUUGCAGUUAUCUGAUUCUCCAAGAAUCGUCAAUGUAUCAUCCUCCAUGGGUAAACUAAAGAAUCUUUUAAACGAAUGGGCGAAAGGAAUCUUGAGCGACGCAGAGAAUCUAACGGAGGAGAGAAUCGACGAAGUGAACAAGGAGCUUCUCGAUGAUUUCAAGGAAGGUACAGUUAAGACGAAGAACUGGACUAAGGCUAUGUCUGCAUACGUGGUUUCGAAGGCCGGGUUGAACGGUUACACGAGGAUCCUGGCGAAGAAACAUCCCGAGUUUCGCGUUAACUCGGUUUGUCCUGGAUUUGUUAAGACGGAUAUGAAUUUCAAGACUGGAGUCUUGUCUGUGGAAGAAGGAGCAUCAAGUCCUGUGAGGCUGGCUUUGCUUCCGCAUCAAGAAACUCCUUCUGGUUGUUUCUUUGAUCGCACGCAAGUUUCAGAGUUCUGA